Amphibalanus amphitrite is the source of this 5620-nucleotide messenger RNA. RefSeq lists its product as uncharacterized. The record is from RefSeq and is a predicted model, not a curated record. Gene Ontology annotation, cellular component: membrane. Lineage: Eukaryota; Metazoa; Arthropoda; Thecostraca; Balanomorpha; Balanidae. Gene Ontology annotation, molecular function: G protein-coupled receptor activity. Bases 254 to 5185 code for a protein of 1643 amino acids. Gene Ontology annotation, biological process: G protein-coupled receptor signaling pathway; cell surface receptor signaling pathway. The transcript is spliced from 5 exons.
GGUUGACGGCUGAGCACUGGACAGUUGUAGCUGGCGACAGAUGUGCAGUGGUAGUUACUUUACUAGAGGUAGUUGUUUUGGGUAGUUCUUUUACUAGUUGUUUUACUUUUGUAGACUUUUGUUGAGUUUUACGCUGAUUUUGGCCCACGGGCCAUUGAUGAUGGUCACAGCGGCCACUGCUGAUCCGUGAAACAGCGUACAGCGUUGACCAGUUCAGCUGGUAUUGUCUCAUGGUGUCUCUUGCCUGAAACCGAUGACGUCGUCGGCUCUCCUCGCGGCCUGGCUAGCAGUCACCCUUGUGUCCGUCGUACGCUCGCAGCUACUACUAGGGGAUGGCCGUCUGGAUUUUCUGGACCGGACCGCCACAUGGAGAGAAGCUCACGAGCAGUGUCGACUUCGACACUCCUUCUUGGUGCCAUCACAAGCUGCAUUCGACAGCUUGGUGGGCCUCAGCUCAGCCGGUCGUCUGAAUCCACCAAGUGACUUUUGGAUCGGUGCCAAGUACCUACGAAACGGCUACUUUGAAUGGCUUCUCCAGGAUGGUGAUUACAGCUCUAUUUCACCUGGAGACGUCGCCCUCACUGCCUCCGCUGAAGUCACAGAUCUAUGCGCUCGAGCAACGACGAUAGACAGCGAACUGAGCAUGGCCUGGACUUCUUGCAACGCCACCCUAGGAGUGGUGUGCUUCCGUAACGAGCACACUGACGCGGAGCAACAACAAGCCAACUACAAACCGUCUUUCACAGCUCAGAUCGGUGCUGCGACCGUCCGACCGUCUCCUGCCCAUGACGAGGUCGUCUUUGUGGAUCAAACCUCUCUGGAGACUGGUAUCCACAUAAACAUCACCUGCGGUCCGGGCGACACCAUCGUCAAAGAUCACUUCGUGCUCGGAAGAACGCGCUACAUAUCGAGUUGGUGGAAUGCAAACUUCACCAUUUUUCAACAGUUCGCGCCUCGUUCAGGAAACGUUCUGAGCGUUGGCACUUUCUGGUGUCGAAGGUAUGUGACUGGAGCAGCGGAUCCUGUGAUAAGUGGACGCCUUCACGUGGCGAGCUCUGGAGAUAUGUACGUGCUGACGACGACGCCAGACGGGAUCCUGGAGACACUUCAGCUGCUGGAGUUGAGCUCAGGUGGCCCGGCACUGGGAGAAACGUCGACGUCAAAUGGAACGAUGAAAACUUUGGGGGACCUUUUGAAUUCAGUUGCGGACAGAUUUCGAUUCGUUGCAGCGUUUGACUACCCAGGCAAUCUCGUCAGGCAUCAGGAAUACGGAAGGAAAACACCAAGACCUGUUCUUCGCAAAGUGUCACUCAUCAUCGACAUUGGUGCACCCCUUGAUGCUGCACAUUUCCAGGAAAGCAUUGCUUUCAAUGAUGCGACCGCUCGACAGAAUGGAACCUCGUCCCGCAACGACCACUCACUUCGUGAGGUUUUCCGUUGUCCCAUCGUGGACGUGGAAGGACACAUGUGGCAGACGUCGAACAGCUCGAGUUUCACUCCAUCGUAUCCACCAUGUGUAACAAAUCGUCUCAUGGCUGUCGUUGAACGGCGAUGUAUGCCGAGUUUUGGGCCCAGCGGUGCCCAGUGGGGUCCCUUCUGCGCUGCUGGCGUUUGCCAAUCGAGGCUUCAUCGGUGCGAACCGCCUCCACCUGCAUGCCCACCCGGAUUUGUACUCCUACCGGCCAACAACACAAAGACUUUGUCGGGACUGUGCGUGAGGGUAAUUCCAAAUGUCAGCUUUGAAGAGCGUACUUCCGCGUGUCACCAUCGGCAUCCGUUUUCCAUACCUUGGAUUCCACAGGAAAGGGUGUCGUGGCUCAGUUCCACAAUCUGGCUUCCUUUUCAAAGACUGUGGCCACAUGGAUCAUUCUUACCGGCAAUUCGAAGUCUUCUGAUUACUGAUGAUGGUCAAAGCACGGUCAACCUACAAAAUGAUCAGAAUUGCACAGUGAUGACCCAGAAAGGUCUGGUCUCCAGCUCUUCAUGUACGGCGAGACAUGGAGUGGCGUGCGUCAUAACUCCUCUGCUCUCACCGACUGGAAGGGAAGCUUCACAGGGGUCGAUAGCAAGACAGAGAAUAUGUCAGCCUGAGCAUAAGAUGGGCACAACGGGCAUCGAACGCUGUUUUGCGCUCAUAUGCCCAAGUAACAGCUCGCGUAUUUCGUGGGCAGAAGCAUCGGCUCUGUGCACCAGGUCUGGUUCAACUCUAGCCAGCUUGACCUUGCCAAGAUACCUGGAUGCAGUGCUUCGUCUGAGCGGCUUUCGAGGAAGAUCGGACCGUGUCGCGGUGCAACUGGAAAGACACGACGGUCGAGUGACAUGGCGAGACUUAAGCAGUCUGACCUACCCAGGCUUGUCCCCUUUUCUGUCUACUGAUCAGAGUCAUACGCAUGGUGUUUUAGACGUCCCACGUGGCCAGUAUGACUUCGUUACGCCUGUUGAAAAGGCCGUGGGAUGCGCCUUGUGUGAAGAACAUGCUGUUGCUGAAGCAGCGGAGAUUGUGUUAUUUUAUGAUCAUUCCUUCGACAACAAAACCAUUCUCGCGAAUGUUACGAGUGUCCAGAAUUUCGUAGAAGACUGGAAUGAUGAUCUCAUAUGCAUGGUCUCUACCUCGGACGCGACGACAGCUGAGCUGUUUCAGAACGGAAGAACUUCAUCAAAUGCACGCGAUGGAUUUCGAGUGAAAAGCUUCAAUGUUAUCUCCGAUGACGAUGGGCGAGUCUUUGUACAAAUAUUUCCUUCAGUAGAUUUUGGCUACCUCACAUGCGGACUGCUGAUCACCGAAUUGGGAGUACAGAUCACGUCCAACUCGCUUCUGUUAACCAAGCGAGAUAUAUUCGUGCAAGAAUAUGUUGUUGGAGUCCAGGAGACUGGAGGGAAUAUUUCGCAGUGCGAACUUACCCUCUGUGGCCCCAUUUGUCCCUGCUUCAACUUGACGCAUACAAGCGAGGUACUUGUAGUUCCCGAUACCGGCCAGGUUUUUCAACGAAGAGUUUACCCUCUCCGUGUAACAUCAUCCAGCAACGGAGAUGUUACAGCACACUAUUACAUCACCUUAGAAGCGGUCAUCCUGAGCCAUCCACCGUCCGGAAACGCCAGCCACUCUAGAACUUCGAACCAAAAGGAACUUGAACAGGCUCACCGAGAUCUUAAUGGAGUUGAUAUCCUUAUGCGAGACUUUAAGCCUGAGUACUUCAAGCCUGCACGCUGCUGCCCAGCAGAAAGGACCCAGCACCCCGUGCCUCUCAGCUGGCCGAAGACGUGCGGAGGGACUGUCUUCGCCAAAGAGCAGUGUGUGGAUGGCUCCGGGCGACGUCCGCUGCGGCACUGCCAGGGUACUCCUCUGACGGGCGUCCAGUGGUCGUCUGUAGACUUCGGAGCCUCCAGCUGUGCCGCCGUAUCUAGCACCUCAAGGAACCUCUACCAGCUGUCUAAGGACGCCGUGACUACAGAUAACGUGUCGGCUACAGCGGACGAGCUGCAACGGCUGACAGCCGAGCCGGCCUCCCUGGAUGCUGGAGAUGUGGUCUCGGCUGCUGACAUAUUGGAAAACAUUGCUGCCAGUGUGCAGAGGAGCAGACAGGGUGAGGAUCGGCCCAUACCACCGGAAGAUGUGCUGUCUGUACACAGGAAAGUUGUUGAAGCUGCCAGUCAGCUGAUGAAUGUGGACCAGCCAGUACUCAAGACCUCUUCACUGGUACCUGGAAAAGGUUCCCGCAUUGCCAACGCGCUUGAGGACAUUCUGGAAACUUCAGUGGAAGGCGAUUAUAAUAUAGACACGGAAAAUAUAGCAGUUUUAUCGGAGGACAUCGUUGGCAUCGCAUCAUCCUCAAACGAGAUAACGAACCUCAGUGUAAAAAAGAUAGCCCACGGCGCUGAUAUGUCUCGCUUUUCCGCAUCUGGUAUGGAGUCAUCGAUCCUGUUAGAAAACAAGAGGCCUAACAUCUCCGUUGCCUUUGUCGUCUAUCGUAAUGGUCGGCUGUUGCAGUCCCCCGGCCAACGUGUCACGAGUCAGGUAGUGUCGGCCGUGAUUCCUGGCGCAACGAGCAAGGAGCGAGCCUUGGCAAAUGUUUUGAUGACGUUUCGUAGUCUGCCAGGACAGUGUGCGCCUCCGCCAACAUGUGCCUUUUGGGAUUCUGCUGAGUCUCGUUGGUCCACAACGGGUUGCUGGCUGGUGAAGGUUCAAGACGGUAGUGACUUUUGCCGUUGCAACCAUCUGACUAACUUCGCCAGGAUCUUCAACUACGAACGGGACGAGUAUCUUAGUGCUAGCUACCACCACGCUCUAGAUAUUCUCACUUACAUCGGAAGCUGCCUUUCGCUUCUUGGACUCGUCUUUACCAUGCUGACAUUUGUGUUAUUCAAGAAAUGGAGGAAGCUGCGUAGUAGUCAGAUCGUUAUGCACAUGAGUGUUGCUCUAACAGGGGUCUACGUGACCUUUCUGGGAGGUCUGGGAGCGAAGGAACAUCACGACGCCUGCGUUUGUUUGUCGGCGCUGCUUCAUUUCUUCUUAUUAGCAACGUUCGGGUGGAUGUGCGUGGAGGCUGUGUUUCAGUAUUUGCUCUUCGUGAAAGUUGUGGGCACGUACAUUCCCAGGUUCAUGCAUAAGGCAAGCGGACUGGUCUGGGGCGGAAGUCUUGUGCCGGUUGUCUGCGUGUUGGCUAGUCGCCCUCACUGCUAUGACAGCCAAGAACGCGUCUGCUGGAUGGACUUCCAGAGUUUCCGCUACGCCUUGGUACUGCCAAUGCUCGUGUUGAUGGUGAUUAACGCCGCGCUGUAUGUCCGUAUCGUGUGCGCCCUGUACUGCGGUCGUGAGAGGAGGCUGCGCACCAACCAGCCGGAGCAGCAGCUGGCGCGGCGCCGUCUGCGCGUCUCAAUGGUCACCCCGGUGAUGCUUGGACUGGCAUGGAUCUUUGGCUUCCUGGCCGUACGGGAAGGUCGUCUGGUGUUCGCCCUCCUCUUCUGCAUUUGCAGCACGCUUCAAGGUUUUGCCGUUUUCCUUCUGAUGGUGGCUGGCGAAGGCGGAGUGUGGACUCUGUGGCACGCCCUGCUCAAGAACCCCUGCUGUCGGGCAAUCAAGAGAAGCGUCACCUCAGCGAGCGCCAUGUCUACGGGCGCCACUCCGUCCAGUGGUACCAGUGAGCCACUGAUGUCUGGCGGAGGUCAGUGCGAGACCGGGCUCUGAUGUACUUGCCGCGCCAGUGAAUCUGAUGUCAUGUAACGCUGAGCGUAGCACCGACCUUGAUGUCACGCUAAGACAUUGCGGUCUGUCUUGCCAGUUGUGGAGUGUAACGAUGGCGGAACUAGUUACGCUUUAUAUAAGUCGGAAAGACGGAUGUCUUUCCGCAUGCUUGGCUUGCCAGAAUUAUAGUGUUAUUGUGUGUGAAAUGUUGUAGUACUGGAGCAAUUAAAUCAUCAUGUCGUCACUCGUCAUUUGCUCCAUAUGUGAUGUUUUGCUGUAAAUGGCCGAAGUCACAUCAUGCUUUGCAGAUAUGACAAAGUCAAGUCAGGAAAAGGUCUUCUCCUGAUUGGCACCAGUCUUGCAAAUGUAUUUUGUUUUUGUGUAUGCAAUAAACAUGUUGAUGAUCAUCAUUAAUCAUAAUUGUGGUAAUGACAGACA